Molecule: messenger RNA, 186 nt
Organism: Aphanomyces astaci
Lineage: Eukaryota; Oomycota; Saprolegniomycetes; Saprolegniales; Verrucalvaceae
Exons: 1
Coding region: 1-186 (61 amino acids)
Source: RefSeq, a predicted model, not a curated record
AUGCAGCAAUUAGAAAUUCGCAGGAGUUGCCGUAGCUUUGUCGACCUCCUCGUGGAAAUCAAUGGCCGAGACACGUCCAUGAUGAGCGUCAAGAAGACCGUCGCGUUCGUGAAAACGUGCACCAAGACCGCCUUGCUCAAGUUUAAACGAAGUCUGUGCAUCUCCAUGCCCAGGGCCAGUGCCUAG